AUGGACUCGUUGAAAGACAUGAUUCGACAGGUCGGCGUCAAACCGAUUUUGCGCGUGCGCUGCUCUGCGGACAACCAAUCAGAGAACGGCGUUCGUCGAAACCCGUUUCAUAUCUGCGUCAAUUCGCAUUCGCUCGUCAAAGUUGGAUGGGACGACAGCGUCGAUAUGGAAGAAAGGAAAUACGGACUGGAGCUGCUGAAAUACUCUUUUUCCAGAUUCGAAAGAACUCAAGCUAUCGCAGCCGGCAUAAUACUGAUCGUUUUCGUAAUUGGAUUUUAUUUUUGGUGUCGGAAAACCGGAAGCUCCGACAAACGCUUUGAUUCAGAGAUGCUGUUGUUAUCUCUCAGGAACAUUGUAAACUUUUUACGCGAUUUAGACGAUAGUGCGUUCAUUAUAAGGUCAUACUGCGAAGUGGAACAAGGCACGGGAUCUAGUCCAGGCGAAAAAAUCGCCAAAUGUACAUUCGAGAUCGAAAAAUGACGAUUUGAGGACAACCACAGACUAAAAACGGACUCAAGCUGAU
Molecule: messenger RNA, 523 nt
Organism: Cylas formicarius (sweet potato weevil)
Lineage: Eukaryota; Metazoa; Arthropoda; Insecta; Coleoptera; Brentidae
Exons: 2
Coding region: 1-480 (159 amino acids)
Source: RefSeq, a predicted model, not a curated record